This is a messenger RNA of Leptinotarsa decemlineata (Colorado potato beetle), 1799 nucleotides long. RefSeq names its product probable tubulin polyglutamylase TTLL2. Lineage: Eukaryota; Metazoa; Arthropoda; Insecta; Coleoptera; Chrysomelidae. Gene Ontology annotation, biological process: microtubule cytoskeleton organization; protein polyglutamylation. Gene Ontology annotation, molecular function: tubulin-glutamic acid ligase activity; tubulin binding. Gene Ontology annotation, cellular component: ciliary basal body. The record is from RefSeq and is a predicted model, not a curated record.
AAACUCAGCGAGCUCAAUUACGAUACGAAUACCAUAGUCCAACGAUAUAUCGAAAAACCUUUGCUCAUAGGAGGGUAUAAAUUCGAUUUAAGACUGUAUGUUUGCAUUCCUUCCUAUCAUCCAGUUACCAUCUACAUGUACAGGGAGGGCCUGGCUCGUUUUGGAACCGACAAAUUCAGUCUAACCGAUCUGAGGAAUCCCUUUCGACAUCUAACUAACUGCUCUAUAAACAAGUUGGGUCCAGGGUAUGCAGAAAUGAAGGAUCGGGUGGGAUCUGGUUGCAAAUGGACACUGCGACAACUGAGGAGAUAUUUUCAGCAAGCUGGUAUAUCAGACUGGUUGCUGUGGCAAAGAAUAACCUCCCUUGUUAUUUUAACUGUGCUCAGCCAUGUUAGCCAGAUCCCACCUACCGUAAAUUGUUUCGAGUUUUUCGGUUUCGACGUUUUAAUAGAUAAUUCUCUGAGGCCUUGGUUACUAGAGGUAAACCUGAGUCCAGCCCUGAGUAAUGACUGUGAUGCAGAUAGAUUAGUCAAGAAGCCAAUGCUGCACGACAUGUUUGAUCUUCUUGGACUGCCCCUUUAUAAUACUGGACUAGCCGUGUACAGUAUAUUUUCUGAUGAAGCCAACGACGAAGCCAGGGAAGAUAUAGAAAAUGCCAAACUAUCUCUGAUGAACACAAUCUCCGUCGUAAAUGCUGCUGGUCGUUGGAGAAGAAAACAAAAGAAGAUGUCUGCAUUGCAUCCCCGAUCAGGAUAUGCCAUACGCACUAGAAGUAGAUCGACUUCUGCCAAUAUUCAAAAGACUUACAUGACUUUACCAAGGGUUCAAAUAGACGUACAUGGUCUAGGUUCACCAACUCAUACUAAACCAACAACAAAACCAGUAUAUGAUGAUCAUAAGAAAACGAACCUAAAAAGUUGGGGUAACGGUCGAGAUUGGAAUUUACCGAAACCCAGAGAAGGUGGAUGGGUGCGGAUAUGGCCUCUGGCAGUAGAAGUUUCUGAAAAGCCCACUAAUAAUAUCAAUAAUGGUCAUGUUAAGGGUUAUGAAGUUCACCAAAACUGCAAAAGAUUUGGCCAAAAAACAUCCUACAGCUUCGGAAUGUCAACUGAGCGAAUUUUUACAAGAAGAAACGAAAAUGACAGGAGAUGUCUGGAUUCCUCCAGUUUGACUCAUCUCAUCGUAAGAGGGUUGAAUACAACAGCUUGGAAAUCUAAGGUUUUGUCAACCAAACAGGUCUUUCAGGGCUUUAUGAAAGAUUGAUUGGUGCUACUCAAAUAACGAUUUUCGCAAACAGUGAAUAAACUUUUGGUAAUGUUGUUGGAGUAGAUAAAAAAAUGUAACUUUUUGGCGUCGAACUGGUUUCAUUCCUCUGGAAUUCAUUGCCAAUUUUUCAAACUGCCACUACAUUGCCAAAUUCUCUUGUGAUUUAUUUGUUUUAUUGAUUCAUUUGCCUUAGAAUAGAUGGUUUUUUCUAUCACAUAUGUCUGAGUAGACUUGUAAGUAGUAUUGCUCUUGAAUAUAUAUCACAAAUUGUACUGAGUCGACCAAUUAUUGAUGGUUUGGGAACUUUUCCAUCCAUCUGCUUAUUUAAAAUUUAGGUAGAAUCAAAAUCGAUGGUAUUUUCUGAGAUGUUUUUUCACAGUCUAUACAGCAUGUAUUUAAAAUCAUUGUAUCACAUUUUUGUUGAUGGGUAGGAAAUAUUUCUCUCCAUUGUGAACAAAAUUACUAUAGAAUAGUUAGCUAAUCAUUUUCAGUUAGUUGAAACUGGUCUAAUAUUUGAACACUUAGUAUUUAUU